GGGGAGUGAGGACCCCCGUGGGGGUUUGGGCCGGUCCAUCUGCCAGGUCAGCGAGCGAAUGAGUGCCAGGUGGAUCGUCGUCGACGACGGGACGUAGGAUUCCCCGGAACCUUGUCGCGGCCACGUGGAGAAGUUGGAGAGGCAAGCGCAUUCCUUGGUGGUUGAUUGAUCGAUUGAUCGAUCGAUUGAUUGAUUGAUUGAUUGAUUGGUCGCGGCUAUGUCGACGUUGGAGAUAGAGGCGCGGGAUGUCAUCAAGAUCAUCCUCCAGUUUUGCAAGGAAAACUCACUUCAUCAGACGUUCCGAACGCUGCAGAAUGAGUGCCAGGUGUCGUUGAACACAGUAGAUAGCCUGGAGACCUUCGUCCUCGACAUCACCAACGGUAGAUGGGACGUUGUUUUACCCCAAGUGGCGCAAUUAAAACUGCCGAGGAAAAAGCUGGAGGACCUAUACGAACAGAUCGUUCUGGAGAUGAUUGAGCUUCGCGAGCUGGACACGGCGAGAGCGAUCCUGAGGCAAACACAGGCGAUGGACAUGAUGAAACAAGAGCAGCCAGAAAGAUACCUACGGCUGGAGCACUUGUUGAUCCGAACGUACUUCGAUCCCAGGGAGGCUUAUCAGGAAUCAUCGAAGGAGAAGCGGCGGGCUCAGAUCGCGCAAUCUUUGUCUCAAGAAGUCACUGUCGUCCCGCCUUCGCGUCUUAUGGCCUUGAUUGGACAGUCGUUGAAAUGGCAGCAGCAUCAGGGAAUGCUGCCGCCGGGCACGCAGUUCGAUCUGUUCAGAGGAGCGGCGCCUGUCAAGGUGGAGGAGGAGGAAACCUACCCCACACAGCUCGUUCACACCAUCAAGUUCGGCAAAAAGAGUCAUCCUGAAUGUGCCCGAUUUUCCCCCGACGGGCAGUACCUCGUCUCCUCCUCGGUGGAUGGGUUCAUCGAGGUGUGGGAUUACCUCAGCGGCAAGAUGAAGAAGGACCUGCAGUAUCAGUCCGACGACGCGUUCAUGAUGCACGACGACGCCGUGCUGUGCCUCUGUUUCAGUCGCGACAGCGAGCUCAUCGCGUCGGGAUCUCAGGACGGCAAGAUCAAGGUCUGGCGAAUCAGAACCGGACAAUGCCUGCGCCGAUUCGAGAAGGCGCACUCUCAAGGCGUGACGAGUCUGGUGUUCUCGCGGGACAGCAGCCAGCUGCUAACUACCUCCUUCGACUCCACCGUCCGAUUGCACGGACUGAAGUCUGGGAAGAUGCUGAAGGAAUUCAGGGGCCACACUUCGUAUGUCAACGAUGCCAUCUUUACUAGCGAUGGCGGGCGUUUGAUCAGCGCUUCCAGCGACGGCACUGUCAAGGUGUGGGACGUGAAGACCAGCGAAUGUGUCCACACCUUCCGCCCUCCGCAGUCGCUGCGUGGCGCCGAAGUAAGUGUCAAUUCUGUGUUUUUGAUGCCCAAGAACCUGGACCACGUCAUCGUCUGUAAUAGGUCGUCGUCGGUGUUCAUUAUGACAAUGCAAGGGCAGGUUGUGAAGAGUUUUUCGUCAGGGAAAAGAGAGGGAGGCGACUUCCUCGCCGCUUGUGUCUCUCCCAAAGGCGAUUGGAUCUUUUGCUUAGGAGAAGAUGGCAUGCUUUAUUGCUUCAGUACCCAAACCAAUAAACUCGAGCACCUUAUGAAGGUGCACGAAAAAGAUGUGAUAGGACUCGCUCAUCAUCCGCACCGCAACCUAUUGGGGACCUAUGGCGAAGACAGCACGCUCAAGCUCUGGAAACCCUAAAAUUUUUCGUAUGCGCUUUUCGUUUCUCUACUUUUCACUUUUUUUUUUUUUUUUUUUUUUGAUUUACUUUUGUUUUGCUU
Molecule: messenger RNA, 1839 nt
Organism: Chara braunii
Lineage: Eukaryota; Viridiplantae; Streptophyta; Charophyceae; Charales; Characeae
Source: the annotation of a GenBank genome assembly